CCAAUUCGGUUUUUUUUGGGGGGCUUUGGGGAAGUGGAACCAUGGGUGUGUUUGUCAUUUUUAGCAGUUGUUGGAGUAGGGCCAGAGCUCCAGGAGAUGCUAAAAGUGUCUAGAAUUGUCUGGUUGGCUGUUGGAAUUAACUGUUAAACAAAGCAGCCAGUAACUGAACACAGGGAACCUUCUUGAACCCCAGUUGGGUGGGAGACCUUCCAGUGUGUCUGGCAGCUCUGAACUAGGACAAAAAGGUAGAGAUUCAAACACUGGACUGGUGACAAAGCGUCGAUAAAAGCACUUUCCUCUCCAUCCUUUGUCUGGGAGUCUCGCCUUGUCUUGGGAUCACUUCCUCUGUUUGUCAUUAUACUAUGCACCAGCGCUGUCCUGCCAGGUCAGAUUUACCAGCUAGCGGAUGAGAAACUCAGAGAGGUGUGGGGCUCAUGUUCCUUAAUGAAUUGAAUCUGGCAUUACAGGCUGCCUGAUACACAAAGGGAUUUUGUUUUGUGGAUCGAAAACAGGAAUAAGGAAAGAUAAGUUUUGGAUAUUGACUUAGUUUAUUCACUUAAUUAUUCGUAGGUAAGGAGAUUCUUUGUUGUAGAGAGUUCAGAAGAAGUGCCCGGGUUUAUUAUUUAUGUUUUUCUAAGCCAUUUCAUUUUAUAUGCAUUUCAUACACAUUAAAACCAAUUUUUAAAACACCACUUUCCUUGGCACGCUCCAUUUUGAAGUAUAUCCCUUCACAGUCAUGGAGCACCUUGCCAAUACCAUCUUUUAAAAAAAAAUUUUUCCUGCUGAGCAGUCUGGGGAAGAAAAAAAAAUAAAAAACAAUUUUUUUUUGCUUUUCUUUGACUUUUUAAUUGCUUUUACUUUGUUUUGUUUUUGAGACAGGGUCUUACUGUGUCACCCAGGCUGAAUGCAAUGGCGCAAUAACAGUUCACUGCAGCCUCAACCUACCAGGCUCAAGCCACCCUCCCAUCUCAGCUUCCUGAGUAGUGGAACUAUAGGCUCAGACUACCACACUCAGCUAAUUUGUUAUUUUUGUGUAAAGGUGGGGUCUCACUAUGUUGCCCAGGCUUUGCUUUUCUUUUUUUACACAACACAAGUAUAGGCAGUACCGUCUUAAUUAUCACCCACUAGGACUGACAACACAUUGAUUAUCACAAGAAGAACACAUGGGUUUAGAUCGUGAUGUUAGUCGUGGAACUAAAAACUAGCAUUGGCAUUAUAUUUAUUUCCCAUAGAAACAGCAGAAGCAGGCCAGGCGUGAUGACUCACGCCUGUAAUCCCAGCACUCUGGGAGGCCGAGGCAGAUGGAUCAUGAGGUCAGGAGUUCGAGACCAGCCUGGCCAACAUGGUCCUCAGCCAGCAGAGCCACGUUCCUUAUGAGCACCGCAGGUUUAUUUCAUUUUCCUAGACCACUGACCCGAAUAUGCCCAGCGCCAUGGGGACUCCGGCUUUGGGAGAAGCUGAGGUUGUUAUCCCCAGGAAUAGCUGUCAUUCCAGUCCAGAUUGCAGGCAAGAAGGACUAUCCUGCACUGCUCUCCCUGGAUGAGAAUGAACUCGAAGAGCAGUUUGUGAAAGGACACGGUCCAGGGGGCCAAGCAACCAACAAAACCAGCAACUGUGUGGUACUAAAGCACAUCCCCUCAGGCAUCGUCGUAAAGUGCCAUCAGACAAGAUCGGUUGAUCAAAACAGAAAGCUAGCUCGGAAAAUCCUGCAAGAGAAAGUGGAUAUUUUCUACAAUGGUGAAAACAGUUCUGUUCACAAAGAAAAACAAGAAGCAGCGAAGAAAAAGCAAGAAAAAAAAAAAAGAGCAAAGGAAACCUUGGAAAAAAAGAAGCUACUGAAAGAACUAUGGGAAUCAAGUAAAAAGGAAGAUAACAAAGUUAUUUAAGUGGUACACCUUAAACUACAGUGAACAGAGACCUCCACGAUUCAAGAAUAAAACGGCCAGGUGCAGUGGCUCACACCUGUAAUCCCAGCACUUUGGGUGGCUGAGGCAGGCAGAUCACUUGAGGUCAGGAGUUCUAGAUCAGCCUGGCCAACAUGAUGAAACCCCAUCUCUACUAAAAAGUACAAAAAAUUAGCCAGGUGUGGUGGCAGGCACCUAUAAUCCCAGCUACUCAGGAGGCUGAGGCAGGAGAACUGUUUGAACCUGGGAGGCAGAGGUUGCAGUGAGCUGAGGUCGCGCCACUGCACCCAAGCCUGGGCAAUACCAAGGCAACACCGAGACUCCAUCUCUUAAGAAUGAAAACUAGGUUGAGCACAAUGACACAUGCCUAUAAUCCCAGCAUUUUGGGAGGCUGAGGCAGGAGAAUCGCGUGAGCCCAAGAGCUCGAGAUUACAGUUUGCUGUGAGCACCACUGCACUCCAGCCUGUGUGACAGAGUAAGACCAUGUCUCUAAAAAAUAAAACUAUAGAGGGAGGAGGAAGUGGUGAAAAAAAUAAAUAAAACUAUAAAGAAACACAAAAUCAGUACUACACAAAGAUAGGCACUUGGAGGGGCUCUGGGAUGCCUGACGAAGUUGUUUCUUCCCCUGGGUGGUAGUUAGAAGUGUGUUCCCAUAUUUCUUUUAUUUUUAAGAGACGGGGUUUCACCAUGUUAGCCAGGAUAGUCUCCAUCUCUUAACCUUGUGAUCCUCCCACUUUGGCCUCCCAAAGUGCUGGGAUUACAGGUGUGAGCCACUUCACCCAGCCUGUUCCCAUAUUUCAAGUUAUACCUUUGUCUGUGUGAUUAUAUCUGUUUUGUAAUAAAAUUUUUUUGAGAUUCAUAAGGUCAAUUUUUAUGGAGAACUGGAGAAUUGAGUCAAACAUUAAUAGCAUUUGGUGGCAAUUUAUCAUCUGCUGGGAGGCCACUGCCCACUGACACUUAAACAUCAGUUAUCCCGAUGUCAGCUCAAGACAGUUAAAGAGAACUAGAUGGUUGGAAGGGUUAAAGGUUAUGUUCCUUGCCCAUGUGCUCCAUUAGCUUCUAGGCUGUAUGUUGCCCAGUUGUGCCUCUGAUGUAGAAACACAUUCCCUGCACAUUGGUUUGCAGGUAGAUUUGUAAAGGUGAGGUUCCAGAAUCCAAUUUGCUUGUGAAUUUGCAUCACUCAAGCUGGAUUUGACCUUAAAGUUGUGGUUUGUUUUUUUUUUUUUGAGACGGAGUUUUGUUCUUUUUACCCAGGCUGGAGUGCAAUGGCGCGAUCUCGGCUCAUCGCAAUCUCCGCUUCCUGGGUUCAGGCAAUUCUCAGCCUCCUGAGUAGCUGGGAUUACAGGCACACACCACCAUGCCCAGCUAAUUUUUCGUAUUUUUAAUAGAGACGGGGUUUCACCACGUUGACCAGGAUGGUCUCGAUCUCUUGACCUUGUGAUCCACCCACCUUGGCCUCCCAAAGUGCUGGGAUUACAGGCGUGAGCCACCGCGCCCAGCUUUUUUUUGUUUUUUUUUUUUAGCCAUGCUUAAUAGCUUGGCUUGUUAGAACUCUUCUGGAAUCCACGUAGAAAACAAAUGGAAAAAUACUAGGAGUUGAGAAGACCACUGUGAGAUUGCCAGUCGCAGGGCCUGCCUCAGUUCUGCAGUCCAUCCAGCAGACCCAGGCUGCAUGCCCAGUGCAUACAUCCAAGUACACCUUUCUCUUUGAGGCUGCCAAUGAAGACUCUUGCCUCAAAGUGACAGCUUUGGAUGCUUACAUGUUCAAUGCAGGACUCAUUCUGCACCUCCUGUUGGAGUGUCCAGGACCUUUCCCCAGCCUAAACUCCCUUUAGAAGAUAAAAUCUCUAGAAUGACACAUAAGAAACCAGUAAUAGUGGGAAGGGAAAUUUGGAGCUGGAGACAAGGGACAGUGGUUUCCGUUUGUCUCCUCUCUCAUACCCUUGCACCUUUCUGCCACAGGCAGGAACGGAUGCAGGCACCCAUUGCCCUAGAGCCCGUUCCUACUGGCCUCCAGCCUUGUCAUGGCUGAGACUUCGCCUCAUGCCUGCAUCAAAGACAAGUCCCUCAUUUGCCUUUGUCUACUGCUCAGCAAAUUCUCACUGCACAUCUAGUGCCUAAGGUAUAGAAUAAGAAUUAAAAUCCCUUUGGGAGGCACUAUCAGAGACCACCAUGUGGAUUCUCCAGUGCAGCCGAUUUUUUCCCUGGCACCAGAGCAGGUAAUUCUUCCAGUGAGCAACAGAUGAAGUAGCUUGAAUUUAGAGGUCAUAUUUUAUGAAAGACUCCUGUAGCACCCAGCAAAAGCUCACAGGAUAAGUACCUAUGAACUGAGAACGGCCUAACCAUGGGGUAAUAGGCCAAGUCAAUAAAACUGCUUCAGGCCAGGUGCAGUGGUUCAUGCCUAUAACCCAGCACUUGGGAGGCCAAGGCGGGUGGGUCACCCGAGGUCAGGAGUUCGAGACCAGCCUGACCAACAUGGAAAAAGCCCAUCUCUAUUUUAAAAAAUGAAAAUUAGCUAGGUAUGGUGGCACACACAUGUAAUCCCAGCCUAUUCGGAAGGCUGAGACAGAUAAAUUGCUUGAACCUGGGAGGCAAAGGUUGCAGUGAAUCAACAUCAAGCCACUGCACUCCAGCCUGGGUGACAGAGGGAGACUCCAUCUUAAAAAAAAGAAAAACUGCUUCUGGUAUUUUUUUUUCCUAGCAUACACUUAAGUUUGCUGCACUUAAAAUAUACCCAUAAUUCAACUUCACUGUAUCCCUACCUCCGACUUAGCAAACACAUUCUUCCCCAACCAAGUGUGCUAGUGAUGUCAUCACCAAAAUGUUUCCGGGUCAGGAGGGAAAAAUACCCUUUGAACAGGUAUCUCCUACCUCUAAUGAGACAUUAUUUAAAAGACCAGGCAUGGUGGCUCACACCUAUAAUCCCCAUACUUUGAGAGGCCAAGGUGGAAGCCUAGACAAUAUAGUGAGACCUCAUUUUUACAAAAAGGUUUUUUUUUUUUUUUCCCCACACACCCAUUCAUUCAAUACAGAAAGUCUUUUAAAAACUAUUCAGGCGUAGUGGAACACACCUGUAGUUCCAGCCACUAGGGAGGCUGAGGUGGGAGGACUGCUUGAGCCCGGGAGGUUGAAACUGCAGUGAACCAAGACUACAUUACUGCACUCCAGUCUGGGUGGCAGAGCAAAACCCUGUCUCAAAAAAAUAAAACAGCACUUAAGAAUUGCAGGAACUCACAUUUUAAUACAAAUUGUUAAUGAAAAUAAGCUUUAUUACAUCAAGUAAUAAAUACAUACAAAGAUGCAAACAGUUUUAGUCAUUUUCUUCCAGAUGUUUUGAUCAACUUACAAUAAACGAGGAACUGAGAUCUACUUACAGUCUUAGUAUGAAAAUGUUCAGGGGUCCCUGUUGGGUUUGGUGGGUUGCUCUUUCUUCUGUAUUUAGAACUUGUGCAUUUUUAAAAACUGACUUUGAAGCACUAACAGUCAUGCAAAUGCUUAAGCGAAAAAGAAGUUACAUUCAGCAGAAUCUACACUGUAUGGCAAAUGGGAACAGCUACUAAGUAAAGCGGGCUGUCAAUAUGCAUUAAAAACAAAACCCCUAGGGUGGUAUUAGCUUAUGAAAAGGAACAGAGAACACUGUGAGUAACAAGUGGAUUCAAAAGAGAAGAUUAGAGGGAGACAAUGGUGUCUUGGAGGCAAACUAGUUUGCUGUAAGAUAACUUUAGAAGCAUCUUUUAAAUCAAUGCUUAAAAA
Messenger RNA from Callithrix jacchus (white-tufted-ear marmoset), 5657 nucleotides. NCBI's taxonomy places the organism in Eukaryota, Metazoa, Chordata, Mammalia, Primates, Cebidae. The record is from RefSeq and is a predicted model, not a curated record.